This is a messenger RNA of Pogona vitticeps (central bearded dragon), 1449 nucleotides long. RefSeq names its product dual specificity phosphatase 26 (gene DUSP26). Gene Ontology annotation, cellular component: cytoplasm. Lineage: Eukaryota; Metazoa; Chordata; Lepidosauria; Squamata; Agamidae. Gene Ontology annotation, biological process: negative regulation of MAPK cascade; protein dephosphorylation. The record is from RefSeq and is a predicted model, not a curated record. Gene Ontology annotation, molecular function: protein tyrosine/serine/threonine phosphatase activity; MAP kinase phosphatase activity.
CACGUGCCUCUGUCAGACUGGCUGUCUCGCAUCUGCUCUUCUCCCUCUUGCCCAUUUACCAUCUGAUAGGAAACAAAUCCUGCUAGGUUUUAAAAUAGACAUUGAGGCAGCAGCCUCUUUUCUUCUUUCAGCAACAACGUCAGUAGUAGCAGCAGCAGCAGCAGCAGCAGCAGCAAGGAAAAUGGGUGAAGAGGAGAUGGCCAAAUAGAUCAAACAACCUGCCUUCCUUCACAGCUGAUAAAAUCACAACCUUGACAAAGCUUAGACACUGACCGUGGGUGGUAGUCACAGCAAAAGCUCCAUCCCGGCCCCAGCCCAGCCCCCCCAAGAGGCCCGGGAUGCAAGGGGGGGUUUGGUGGCACCAAUGGCCUUCAUGUCCCGGUUGUCCCGGAGUGGAUCUAGGGCUCCUGUCCGAAGGAUGCAUGAUGACACAGUCAGCCACCCCAUCCUCAGUGUCUUUGAGCUGGAGAGGUUACUGUACACAGGAAAGACCGCCUGUAACCAUGCUGACGAGGUGUGGCCAGGACUCUACCUGGGAGACCAAGAUAUAGCAGCCAACCGCCGUGAGCUGGCACGCCUGCAGAUCACUCAUGUACUCAAUGCUUCACACAGCAAGUGGCGAGGAGGUGCUGAUUACUAUGAAGGAUCUGGCAUCUGCUAUAUGGGUAUUGAGGCACAUGAUUCACCCACCUUUGACAUGAGCCCCUAUUUUCAGCCUGCAGCUGACUUCAUCCAUAAGGCAUUGAGCAGAACUGAAGGAAGGAUCCUGGUUCACUGUGCUGUAGGGGUGAGUAGAUCAGCCACCCUAGUCCUCGCCUAUCUCAUGAUUUACCAUCAUUUGACCCUGGUGGAGGCUAUAAAGACCGUCAAAGACCACAGGGGUAUCAUCCCCAACCGAGGUUUUCUGCGUCAGCUGUCUGUCCUGGACAACUCCCUCAGACAGAAACAGAAAAUAUAAGUGUAUGUGGGCCACAGGGAAACAACAUGGAGCCCACUCUGUUGGCAGAUCUGAGGCAUUUCGGGAUCCUUUGGGCUCUGCUCCCCAAUGGACUUCUGCAAGCAGGAGUGUUAUCGUUCCUGCUUGCAGAAGUCCAGCUGUAAGCCUCCCAAGGUCAAUGGAGCCACAGGUCCCUAAUAUUUCUGUCAGAGUUGGCUUCAGGCAUCAGCUGGAAGUAAGCAAAUUCUGAUUAUCCAAGACGAAGAGGAUUUUUCCUCCCUCUUUUCCUGUAGACAUUUGAAAGCCAUAUAAUUGGGUUCUUCUAAUGACAAGUCCUGCUCUCAGGUGGAAAGAGCUAUAAGUUGCCACAAUUCCUUUGGAGUGAUGUGUGAUAUGUUUUUGUUUUCUUGUUUUUUUGUUCUUGCUUCUUAUGUGCUUGUCACUUUUGUUGAACAGCUUUGAUAGUAUUUACUCCAACCCCGGUAAUUCAGCAGUGAGAAUAAAAUUUUGCA